AUGUUCCGCACCGCCGUUGUCGCCCUCCUCGCCGUCUCGAUCGUCUCCGCCGCCGUCCUGCCGCCUUCGCAGGCUUCCCUCGCCUGCAUCACUUGCGUCGCCACCGUGAAGGGAGUCGAGGCCAAGGCGCUCUCCGAGGGAGGCUCCGUCGCCAAGCACGACGUCGACGCGAUCUGCCUGAAGGAAGUGCCGACGCAUUCGGCCGAACAUCUCUGCGAGGAGUACGGAGAGCACGAGAUCGAUGUGAUGAUCACCCUCAUCAAGCAGGACGUGCCGCCGAAGACCAUCUGCCAAGAACUCAAGAAGUGCUAG
Caenorhabditis sp. 36 PRJEB53466 is the source of this 312-nucleotide messenger RNA. The record is from the annotation of a GenBank genome assembly. Lineage: Eukaryota; Metazoa; Nematoda; Chromadorea; Rhabditida; Rhabditidae.